AUGGCACGAUUUACUUUUGGCAAAAACAAGAAAAGGCUUGAAGAGGCUAAUACAUCGUAUGCUGAUGAUACGAUGGAUAGUAGCUCCCCUAGUGAACCAGUUCACGACUCACCGGUGAGUUCGCCAGUAGCAUCUCCGAUACUUAGAAAGCAGCCGAAACUGAGAAUUGCACCUGCAAUUACUAUAAACGGGACUACACCAUGGAAACGACACAAAUUGAUCAAUUCACCAUUCCCUAGAUACAGACACUCUGCUGCUGCUGUUGCCACGGAAAAGAAUGAGAUCUUCUUAAUGGGAGGCUUGAAGGAAGGUUCCGUGUUUGGAGAUACUUGGAAAAUUACCCCUCAAGGACUGACCUUAGAUGAUGAAAUCACCGGCUACGAAGCCAGUAAUAUUGAUGUUGUUAAUCUCAAUAAUCCUCCCGCUAGAGUGGGCCACUCCUCGGUAUUGUGUGGUAAUGCCUAUAUUAUCUACGGUGGUGACACAGUUGAUACCGAUUUCAACGGUUUCCCUGAUAAUAACUUUUACUUAUUUAACAUCAAUAACAGCAAAUAUACCAUACCAAGCCAUGUUUUAAAUAAGCCAAAUGGAAGAUAUGGUCACACUAUUGGAGUUAUUUCCUUGCAUAAUACCUCUUCCAAGCUAUUCUUAUUUGGUGGGCAAUUGGAAAAUGAUGUAUUCAAUGAUUUAUAUUUCUUCGAAUUGAAUACUUUCAAGAGCCCAAAAGCUAGAUGGGAAUUGAUUGAGCCGUUGAACAAUUUUAAACCCCCACCCUUAACUAAUCACUCUUUGUCAGUUUACAAGAAUAAGAUUUAUGUUUUCGGUGGGGUCUAUAAUAAUGAAAAGAUCUCAAACGAUUUGUGGUGUUUUGAUGCGUUGAUCAGUAAGUGGAUCCAAGUCACUACCACAGGUAAUGUACCACCACCAGUCAAUGAACAUGCAAGUUGCAUUGUUAAUGACAAAUUGUUUGUUUAUGGUGGUAACGAUUUUAGUGGUAUAAUCUAUAAUUCUUUGUAUGUAUUAGACUUACAUACUUUAGUCUGGUCCAAAUUAAUUGAACAGGGUGAAAACAAUGGACCCGGUCCAAGAUGUGGUCAUUCAAUGACAUAUUUGCCAAAGUUUAAUAGAUUAUUAAUUAUGGGUGGUGAUAAAAAUGAUUAUGCUACUUCAAAUUCUGAUGAUUUUGAAACCUAUGAAUUGUAUAAUGGUGAAGAAUAUGGCACCAUGAUUUAUGAAUUAGAUUUAGAUAUUGUCGAGCAUUUCUUGUCUUCGAGUGCAGCUGCUAAGACGGCUGCUAAGUCUCCUUCCAAAAAGAUGGCGGCUUCUGCUGCACCUAUUGCUCCUGUGGUUGGUAAUGAUGACUCAAGGAACAAUCUGUUACGUCAUGCAAGAAGUUACUCAGCAGGGCCUGAUGAUUUCAAAACACCUAAUGUCUCGCCCGAAAGAGUACCUAGAAUUGUUACGGAUUCCGAACCUCAGUCCAAGCAAGCUAAUUCUCAACCAGAAGAUAAGUUUGUGGAUGUGGACGUUCCUUCAGGAAAUAUUUCUGAGAGAGACAUUUCAAUUGAUGAUCAAAGAGAUUUCGUCCCAUCUGAUGAUGAAAUUCCACCCAUUUCUCAACGUAGAUCUCGUGGUAUUUUAGGAAAUAAUUCAGGUCAAGCAGCUAAUGGAACCCGUCCUAAAGUAUUAGGAAAAGACUAUAACUAUAUAAGGUCUGAUGAGGAUUUAACGCGAAGCAACAAUGCUACUCCGGUUUUAGAAAGGAACUCGCAAAUCCCACCGUCAGCCGUUGCUAGAAAUGGAGAAGACGAUUCAAAAAUCAAAAAGUUGGUGAAUGAAUUAACAAAUGAGUUGAAUGAUUUGAGGGCUUCCACGAAAACACAGAUGCAAAAUGCUACUGAAAAAAUUAAUUCAUUAGAACAAGAAAAUGCUUCAUUGAGAGAAAAUGAUAAAUCUACAAACUUGCAAGGGCAACUUCAAGACAAAGAAGCUCUACUUGGUGAAAAGGAUAAUUUGAUUUAUGAACUAAAACGCCAAGUUGACCCGGCUGCACUUGCUAUAAAUGAAGAUGAAAGUUCCGAAAGAGCAAUCUCUACAGGAGGAAUUUCAGAAUUAAGUAAAUAUAAAUUAGAGAGGUUAGAGUUAAAUAACAGGCUAAUUUAUUUGGAAGAUGAAAAUGCUGGGUUAACGGCUAAAUUUGCUGAUUUUGAGCCAUUCAUGAAUAAUCAAAUUGGACAAUUAUCAAGCUUUCAAAAAAUCAUUAAAGCACAAGAAGAAAAGAUUUCCCGGUUAUCAAGCCAAGUUAAGGACCAAGAACCUUUACAUAGGGAGAUUAAUGAUUGGAAAAAUAAAUUCCAUAAUUUGCAAUUAGAAUUUGAUAAUUUCAAAACCAUAAAUGCAGAUGAUCAAUUUUCUGAUAGCGAUAACGAGCGCUUCGCUGAAGAACAAGGUGCUGAAGUUAAUAGAUCUAUUGCAAGUAACGCAUCUGUCAGUAAAAAAUCGAAAAAGGAAAUUGCAUCCCACUUAGAAAGUUUGAUUGCUUUAUGGUCUGCAAGAAGUGCAUCUGAGCAAAAGGAUAUGUCUGGCAAUGUUAAUCCUAACUCUGAAAGCUCUGCUAUGGUAUCCAAGUUACAGAUGCAAUUAGAUGACUUAUUGAAAAUUAGUAAGCAACAAGAAAUGGGUUCAUCGAAUGAAAUUCAAAGCUUGAAGAAUGAAUUAAAUAUUAAAUUACAAAACUUGAAAACAUUUGAAGAAAACUACAGAGAUGCUUUACAAUCUGUUAAUAACACUAGUAAGGCUCUUAAUUUAACUCAAGAUGAAUUGAAUAAUCAAAGAAUUAUGAUGGAGAAAUUGAUUAAGGAAAAUAAUGAACUAAAAUUAUUCAGAAGAGCAUCAAGAAGAGUUAGUGCAAGAACUCCUAUUAUUAAUGAAGAACAAUUUGGUGAUAGUAAUGUUGCGUCACCAACGAUAUCUGAAACAAGCCCACACGAUGAUGAUGCUGCUAUUUCAAAUGCUCAUUAUAAUAUGAAGGUCAAAGACUUAGAAGCUGAUUUAUACAUUUUGAAGCAAGAAAGGGAUCAAUUAAAGGACAACGUUACUUCCUUGCAAAAAGAAUUGUAUCUUUCUCAAAAUACUCAAUAA
This is a messenger RNA of Debaryomyces hansenii CBS767, 3141 nucleotides long. It is a transcript of the gene KEL1, whose product is annotated as Kel1p. The record is from RefSeq and is a predicted model, not a curated record. The transcript has a single exon. Bases 1 to 3141 code for a protein of 1046 amino acids. Gene Ontology annotation, molecular function: protein binding. Lineage: Eukaryota; Fungi; Ascomycota; Pichiomycetes; Serinales; Debaryomycetaceae.